This is a messenger RNA of Cyanistes caeruleus (blue tit), 1933 nucleotides long. It is a transcript of the gene GIPC2, whose product is annotated as GIPC PDZ domain containing family member 2. Lineage: Eukaryota; Metazoa; Chordata; Aves; Passeriformes; Paridae. Gene Ontology annotation, molecular function: protein binding. The record is from RefSeq and is a predicted model, not a curated record.
GGCUGCAGUUCCACACGCAGCUGGCGCACGGCAGCCCCACGGGCCGCGUGGAGGGCUUCGGCAGCGCCCGCGAGCUGUACGCCCGCAUCGGCGAGGUCUUCGGCAUCCACCCCGCCCAGAUCAUGUUUUGCACUUUGAACACUCAUAAAGUUGAUAUGGACAAGCUCUUAGGUGCACAAAUUGGCCUUGAAGAUUUCAUAUUUGCCCAUGUGAAAGGACAACGAAAGGAAGUGGAAGUUCUUAAAACUGAUGAUAUGCUGGGGCUUACCAUUACAGACAAUGGAACUGGCUGUGCUUUUAUAAAGCGAAUCAAAGAAGGCAGCCUUAUGGACCAAACCAAAACCGUCUGCGUGGGUGAUCACAUAGAGACCAUAAAUGGAAAAAAUGUGUCAGAGUUUCGGCAUUAUGAAGUUGCCAAAAUGCUAAAAGAUCUGAAGAAAGGUCAGAAGUUUAAGCUGGAGUUGGUAGAGCCUUUGAAAGCAUUUGAAAAGCUGGAACCAAGAUCCAAAGGCAGAACUCUGUCAGAGGCUAAAAUCUCCAAAGGGAGAGAAACACUUCGCCUGAGAACCAAAGGCCCUGCUACUGUGGAGGAAAUGCCAACUGAAGCUGAAGAAAAAGCAAUAAAAGAAGUGGAUGAGCUUCUUGAAACAUACAUGGGCAUAAGAGAUACUGAAUUAGCUGCAACAAUUGUGGAAGCUGGAAGAGACAAGAAAAACCCAGAUGAAUUCGCAGUGGCAUUGGAUGAAUCUCUUGGAGACUUUGCAUUUCCAGAUGAGUUUGUAUUUGAUGUAUGGGGAGCGAUAGGUGAUGCUAAGCAAGGACAACUGGAAUGAGAACUGUGCAGUUUAUCAAUCCCUGUUUGAAAUACAAAUUAUUUGCAAAUACAUCAGAAUUUUAAUAAAUUUAUUGAUGUGAAUUCCGGGUGCUCUGCACAAGUAUUCUAACCUGAGACUAUCCUUUGCAAAAGAAGGUUUCUAAUAGAAAUGAAGGUAAACCCAAACUUCUGACAAAUGCAAUUUAAAUCAUGUUAUUUACAUAUAGAAAUCACUGUGAGGAGAGUGUCAAGGUGAUAUAUUUAUACAGAAAUCUUACGAAAAUUAGGUAAUUUUUAUUGUACAUACACUUUGAUACCAAUAUUCUGAAGAGUGUUAGACAUAUUCAACAGUUUGGAUUAUUUUAUCUCUUUAGAGAGGUGUAUAAAGUUAUUGAGAAAGUAUCUAGCUUCAUGCUGCAGUUCCCUGGUUUUCUGCUGUCCCUGUGUAUUAACCUAAAGCUUUAGGUUUUCUUACAGCUUGGCCUGGACCUUGUUUUUACUGUAGGCAAAGCUGGGAAGAAGCUACCUUGUUUCUUUAGAACUCAGAUUCAGGGAAAAAAAAAUCCUCUGAAACAUGAAAACUAAGAUCUUUGGAUGAGAAAGACUUGCUUGCAUUUGAGUCAUAAUAUGCUCUGUCUGGGUUAUUACUGAGGUAAGUAGAGUAGAAAUGCUUAAACCAGGAAGCUGCUGCUUUAUUCAGAUGCCAUAUUAUUGCAAUAGGAACUGCAUAGGAAGAAAUAAAUGUUAAUUUUGAUUAAUAUUAAUGCAUUUGAAUAAUAUCUGUGAUUUGGCACUGGAGACUACAGAGUAUCAAUCACCAAGUGCUUAAUUGAUCUUUAGCAUAUAUUUAGCAUAUGCUAAUUAUUUCUUGAGAGCUCCCCUCUUGUCUCUGGGUUUUUUCAACAUGGCAACACAAGAGAGAUAUUGAAGGUGUUCAAUACCCAAAAGAUAUUAUUGUAAUGUCACAAAGAAUUGUUGUUUGGAUGACAAUGCAUGCCUAGACCCCGAAAAAUAUGUUAAACUAAUCUUAGAUGUUAGGAUUUCCAAUUAUAUUGAACAUAAAUGUUUAUUUUAACUACUAAUUUUUUACUAAUAAAUUUGAGAUUAUUGCAAAUGAAA